CAUGGUCAGAUAGAUGUCAAGAAAAGAUAUUUUGGUCUCCUAAGAGGGAUAUAUAAUCGACAGUUUAUAAAUUUAUGUAAAUUUUUACCCAAAGGUUUGAAUUUUAUUUAAAUUUUUUUACCAACUAUAUAGCUAACUGACAUUGAAAUUAGCAAUAAAUGAUUAAAAAAUGUAUAACUAUUUUCACUGUUUCAUUACAGGUUUUAUAGUCUGUUGGUUAUUUGAUUAUAAGUAGUCUGGAUAUACCAUUAUAAAAUAGGAUGGCAGAAGGAAAUGGAAGAGAUCUACCUCGCUCAUAUCUUAGAAGAUGGAGAAUGUAUAACACUGAGGUAGAAAACUUGGCUUGCCUAAGUGAUGAUGAGGAAAGUGUGUCAAGCCAUGUAUCAGCUGUACAAGAAGGUUCAGAUAGAAUGCAUGAAUUGUCUGAAAGUCAGAGCAGUAACAUUAAUAUUAAUCAUGAAUAUGGCAACAAUGAAAAUGAAGCGAGUAGUGAUAAUGUCGAAAGCAGUAAUGAUGAAGAAAUAAGUAGUGAAGAAGAACAGAGUAGUGAAAAUGAUAGUUCUGGAAGUAGCCGAGUAUCAAGUGAAGAUGAACAAUCUGAUUCUGAUAAUAAUGAUCUUUGUAAAGAUUUAGCUGAAUGGGCCACUGAGAACAAAACAUCAAGAGAUGGCUUAAAUUCUUUGUUAUUUAUCUUUAGAAAAUAUGGACACCGCGUUCCAAAGGAUUCUAGAACACUGUUAAAAACUCCUCGACAUAUCGAUAUAAAUAAAAAAUGUGGAGGUGACCAUAUAUAUUUAGGAAUUGAAAGUGGUAUUUUAAAAAUUUUGACUCAAAACGCAAGACAUUUUACAAGAAAUAAUGAGCUGUUGUUAGAUUUUAACAUUGAUGGUGUCCCACUUUUUAAAUCAUCAAACACACAGUUUUGGCCUAUAUUAUGCAGUUUGUCAAAAUAUGAACCUUUUAAAGUGGCUUUAUACUGUGGAAAUUCCAAGCCAAAUUCUGUGCAGGCUUAUUUGUCAGAUUUUUUAGGAGAGUUGGAAAAUUUAAAAACGCAUGGAAUAACUUUUAAUGAAAUUUUAUACACCGUCAAAUUAAAUGCUUUUAUAUGUGAUGCUCCAGCCAGGUCCUUCAUAAAAUGUACUGUAGGUCACAAUGGUUACUACAGCUGUGAAAGAUGUACCAUUAGGGGUGAGUGGAAUGGCCGUGUUGUUUUUAAUUCAUCUGAUAACAGUCCUCCAUUGCGAACUGAGGAGGAAUUUAGAGCAUGCCUAUACAGCAACCAUCAAACAUCACGCUCACCAUUAAUAGAUGCAGGACUGUUUUGCAUAAAUACCUUCCCACUUGACUACAUGCAUUUAGUUUGUCUAGGUGUAGUGAAGAGGAUUCUUAUGUUCCUGAAGCAAGGUCCAAGGGAGUGCAAGUUGUCACAACAACAACUUAAAUUGAUAUCAGACAAACUAAAAAACCUCCGUGGGAAAAUGCCAAGGGAGUUUGCUAGACAGCCACGUUCUCUUGAAUUGGACAAAUGGAAAGCAACAGAAUUCAGACAACUCAAUUAA
This is a messenger RNA of Mytilus californianus (California mussel), 1559 nucleotides long. RefSeq lists its product as uncharacterized. Bases 261 to 1559 code for a protein of 432 amino acids. The record is from RefSeq and is a predicted model, not a curated record. The transcript is spliced from 3 exons. Lineage: Eukaryota; Metazoa; Mollusca; Bivalvia; Mytilida; Mytilidae.